AUGUACACGAGCGCGGGCGCUGAGCAGCGCAUGGCUCAGCAAGUGCUUGCACAGUUUCAAGAACACCCAGAUGCUUGGCAGCGAGUGCCUGUGAUUCUGCAGCAAAGCAGCCAUUCUCAGACAAAAUACAUUGCUCUGCAGAUCCUUGACAAGCUGAUUGCAACGCGAUGGAAGGUGCUUCCACUCGAUCAGCAGCAGGGUAUCCGGAACUUUAUUGUCGAGAUGAUCGUCGGCAUGUCUUCGGAAGAAGAGAAUCUUCGCCGGGAACGCACGUUGCUGGGAAAACUUGAUACGACACUCAUCCAGAUUCUCAAGCAGGAAUGGCCGCACAACUGGCCGAACUUCAUCCCCGAGAUCGUGUCGUCGUCGCGCGGUUCCUUGUCGAUUUGCGAAAAUAACAUGGCCAUUCUCCGUCUCUUGUCAGAGGAGGUAUUUGACUUCUCUGCAGAGCAAAUGACCCAGGCCAAGGCUCGGAAUCUAAAGAACCAGUUUUGUGGCGAGUUUGGCGAGGUGUUCCAGUUGUGCACAGAGGUGCUUGAAAAGGCAACGAAGCCCUCGCUAAUCAAGGCCACACUCGAGACGAUGCUGCGAUUCCUAAACUGGAUUCCGCUGGGCUUUAUCUUUGAGACAAACGUCGUCGACAGUCUCAUUGCUCGGUUCCUUGAGGUGCCUGAUUUCCGCAAUGUGACACUCAAGUGUCUGUCGGAAAUUGUGAACCUCAAUGUGGGCCCCGAAUAUGAUCCCAAGUUUGUUAUUCUGUUCAAUCUCGUCAUGACAUCGGUCAACCGCAUGAUCCCACCGUCGACGGACAUUGCCGGCGUGUACGAGACAUCGACUGACGAGGACCAAGAGCUCGUGCUAAAUCUUGCACUCUUUCUUAGCAACUUUCUGAUCUCGCACGUCCGUUUACUGGAGAAUGCUGAGAACCAAGAAGUUCUGCUCAAUGCUCACCUCUACCUGAUCAAAGUGUCGCAGGUACCAGAGCGCGAAGUGUUCAAAAUCUGUCUUGAGUACUGGUCAAAGCUUGUGAGCGAGUUGUACGAAGAGUACCAGCAGUUCCCAAUGAAUGAUGCUGCUUCAGUGUGGGGCUUGAACCUGGGUGGCCCUCAGGUCGUGCAGCGCAACGCGACCGGCCGCAAGGCUUUUUACACCAAAAUCCUCUCAAACCUCCGCCUUGUGAUGAUUGAACGUAUGGUGAAGCCGGAAGAGGUCUUGGUUGUUGAAAAUGACGAGGGUGAGAUUGUGCGUGAGUUCCUCAAGGAAUCCGAUACAAUCGUCCUAUACAAGGCCAUGCGUGAGGUGCUUGUAUAUUUGACGCACCUGGAUGUACUAGACACGGAGAAUAUCAUGACGGAAAAGCUUGCAAAGCAGGUUGACGGCUCAGAGUGGUCCUGGGCAAACCUCAACACUUUGUGCUGGGCAAUCGGCUCCAUUUCAGGUGCCAUGAACGAAGAAACGGAGAAGCGCUUCCUUGUGACAGUGAUCAAGGAUCUGCUUGGCCUGUGUGAAAUGAAGCGCGGCAAGGACAACAAGGCUGUGGUCGCGUCAAAUAUCAUGUACAUUGUCGGUCAAUACCCACGAUUCCUCAAGGCACACUGGAAAUUCCUGAAGACGGUCGUGAACAAAAACUUCGAGUUCAUGCAUGAAACGCAUGAAGGUGUGCAGGACAUGGCGUGCGAUACAUUCUCGAAGAUCGCACAAAAGUGCCGGCGACACUUUGUGAUGCAGCAGGCUGGCGAGCAGGAACCAUUCAUCGACGAAAUCUUGCGGAAUCUCCUCCAGAUCACCGUCGACCUGUCGCCGCAGCAGGUGCAUACGUUCUACGAAGCUGUUGGCUACAUGAUUGCAGCGCAACCGCACCGCGCGACGCAGGAGCGCCUCGUCGCAAAGCUCAUGGAGCUGCCCAGCAAUGCUUGGGACAAUCUGAUGAAGCAGGCACACAGCAAUGUGGAUGUGCUUAGCAACCCCGAGAACAUCAAGGUGCUCUCGAAUGUGCUCAAGACGAAUGUCUCAGCAUGCUCAUCGAUUGGUCCGUUCUUCUUACCGCAAAUCGCGCGUAUGUACCUCGAUAUGCUCGCGCUGUACCGGAGUGUGAGCGGAAUCAUUAGUGCCAAGGUGGAAGCAGAGGGUCUCAUCGCGACCAAGACGCCUAUGGUACGCGGCCUACGGGCGAUCAAGAAAGACAUUCUGCGUCUCUUUGACACGUACAUCCGGCGGGCAGAUGAUUUAGAGUCGGUGAAUGCCAAUUUGAUCCCGUCUCUGCUCGAUGCUAUCCUGGGCGACUACCAUAACAAUAUUCCUGCGGCACGCGAUGCCGAAGUGCUGAAUGUCAUGGCCACCAUUACGACGCGCCUAGGCGCACUGCUUACGGACAAGAUUGCACCUAUUCUUGAUGCUGUAUUUGAGCCGACAUUGAAUAUGAUUAACCAAGACUUUGCCGAGUUCCCUGAACAUCGUGUGGGCUUCUUCAAGCUGUUGCGAGCGAUCAACUUGCAUUGUUUCUCCGCACUGCUAGAGCUGCCGCCGCCCAAGUUCAAGCUUACGAUAGACUCGAUUAUUUGGGCCAUCAAGCACACAAUGCGCGAUAUUGCUGACACGGGUCUGAACAUCUGUCUGGAGCUGCUCAACAACAUUGCGAACACGGAUCCUGCGAUUGCAGGCGCAUUUUUCCAGCAAUACCUGUUGAACAUACUACAAGACAUUUUCUAUGUACUGACAGACUCGGACCACAAGAGUGGCUUCAAGACACAGUGCUUGCUCCUUGCACGGAUCUAUGAGCUCAUCGAGACGGACAAGGUCAUUGUGCCGCUUUGGGACCCCGCACAGAUCCCUGAUCCGAACAUGAACAAUCGCCUUUUCAUCCGUCAGUACACGGCGAACCUGCUGCGCACAGCAUUCCCGCAUGUGCAGCCACAGUACAUUGAGCAGUUUGUAAACGGCCUCUGUUCGCUCUCAUCGGACCUUGCACAGUACAAGGUACAUUUGCGCGACUUUUUGAUUACAUCACGUGAAGUGGCUGGCGGCUCAGAUAAUUCCGACCUGUUCCUCGAAGACAAGGAGGCUGAGCAGCAGCGACGUAUUGCCGAGGAACGUGAGAAUGCUGCCAAGAUUCCGGGCAUGUUGAAGCCGUCGCAAAUUGUAGAGGAGGACGAAGAACUCUGA
This is a messenger RNA of Malassezia globosa CBS 7966, 3162 nucleotides long. RefSeq lists its product as uncharacterized. Bases 1 to 3162 code for a protein of 1053 amino acids. NCBI's taxonomy places the organism in Eukaryota, Fungi, Basidiomycota, Malasseziomycetes, Malasseziales, Malasseziaceae. The record is from RefSeq and is a predicted model, not a curated record. Gene Ontology annotation, biological process: ribosomal small subunit export from nucleus; protein export from nucleus; ribosomal large subunit export from nucleus. The transcript has a single exon. Gene Ontology annotation, cellular component: nucleus; cytoplasm. Gene Ontology annotation, molecular function: nuclear export signal receptor activity; small GTPase binding.